AAUGGGUAUUUGCUGCUGCUGUAGAAAGAAAGAGACGAAUAACGUAAUAAGCUUAUAUAAAGCUAAUAAAGAAUGUAAUAAUUUAAUAAAUGAACUUUAUAAUUAAACAUGGAGAAAAAGGGAUGUUUAAGAAGAGUAUAAAUAAUUCAUCAGAGGUGUUCAAACUAAAACAGAACUAAGAAAGAACUAUAAUUUAUCCAUUUAAAUGUCUGCUGAAUUAGCAAAAAUAUGCAACUUUUUCAGAGAAGUUAGAGGUGAUGGAAAUUGCUUUUAUACUGCUUUUGGAUUUUAAUAUCUGCGCAUGAUUUUACUGAAGGAUAAACCUAAUUAAUUUGCAGAAUUUACUAAGAAAUAUGCAAAUAUUUAGAUGAAAAUAUUUUCGGAUAAUUUUAAUACUGAAAAUGAAAAGAUCUAGGCUAACUUACGGACAGAAUUCUUCAAAAUGAUAAGUCAAUUAAGAAUGAUCAAAGAUAAGCAAAAAAGGGAAGAAUCAUUUAUCAAGUAAUUCUAGUGUUACGAGGAUUAACAAGAAAUGGAUUGUUGCUUAUACGGAUUAUCAACUAUUUUUUUUAGGAACCUUGCUAACCUUGUUGUUGAUGAAAAUGAUUUGGCAACCUUACUAUAUGAUAGAGAGAAUUUGCUAAUUUGGGAGACAGAGUGUAACAAUAAUGAAGUGGUAAUAUCCGCCCUUGCUAAGAGCUUAAAAAUGUAUUUAUGUUUAUAAAUUUAAGAAAAAUAUUAUUAGUAUUUUUUUAAAAUGCUGGAUUUGAAUUGAAAAAGUAUGAGGAGUAACAUGAAGACUAAGUUAUUUUGUUGAUUAAACCAGGUCAUUACAAUAUUGGAUUAUAUUUAGAAAACUGA
Molecule: messenger RNA, 861 nt
Organism: Paramecium octaurelia
Lineage: Eukaryota; Ciliophora; Oligohymenophorea; Peniculida; Parameciidae
Source: the annotation of a GenBank genome assembly